GUCAACGAACGCUGUGCGGUUGCGCCAGAGGAGGGCGGUAAUGCGGUGGUUGGUUUGCUUUAUCAGUCCACUGGCGGCCAGACCUGGUUACUAAUUAUAUAUCCCCGUUGUUGUUCUAUCUCUAGCUAACUGUAGUUUAUCUAUAGCUAACGCUAAUCCAACGGAACAAAGUAACGUUAACUACGCAUCAAGCUAACUUUGCGCGGAUUGGCCCGUGAAAGACAGCGGUGAGAUAAGUAAAGUUAACACAUCGCAGACUAGUUCGACGCACGCAGCGCUGCACCGACAGACGAUUCGAUAACUUCCAACUUCGAACAAAAGUAAGGACCGCAGAGCUGAAGAUGGCAUCCAAGAAAGUGGUCGAGGUGUUCUACGAUGUGGUGUCUCCCUACUCCUGGCUUGGCUUCGAGAUAAUGUGCCGCUACAGAAACGUGUGGAACAUUGAACUGAAACUGCGGCCCGCUUUUCUGGGUGGUGUCAUGCAAGGGUCAGGAAACAAGCCCCCUGGUGUGAUUCCGAACAAAUUCCAGUACAUGGGGAAGGAUCUGGCCCGCUUGUCGGAGUAUUUCGAUGUUCCCCUGCAGACUCCAGCUGACCCCUUUGAGGUCAUGUUCAACAAAGGCUCCUUGAACGCUAUGCGAUUUGUCACUGCAGUACAAGAGAGGGAGAAGCUUGGGGACAAUCAAGUGGAGCGGGUGUCCCGGGAACUGUGGAGAAGGAUCUGGAAGGAGGACAAAGAUAUCACAGAACCGUCAUCAUUGUCAGAGGCAGCGAUGAAAGCCGGAUUGUCUGACGGCGAGAUUAAAGAAGUGCUCGAGCUGUCCAGCUCAAAGGAGAUCAAAGACAAGCUGAAAAGCGCAACAAAGAAUGCUCUUGAUCACGGGGCGUUUGGCUUCCCGCUUCUGGUGUGCCACGUCAAUGGAAAGCCAGAGGUGUUUUUUGGAUCUGACAGAUUUGAGCUCAUGGCACACUGCAUUGGGGAGAAGUGGCUUGGACCUCAGCCUGACAAAUCCGCUUCCAAGCUGUAAGAUACUAAGCUUCUCACAGAUUCUCAUUCUAAUAAUGUCAUCAAGUGCUUUUCUGAUUCUCCAGAUGUCAUACAUGCAAUAGGCCUUAAUAAAAAAAAUGUAAAUAAUUUAAUGCCAUUGUACUGCUAAAUAUGUGCCUAUUCUAAAGAACACAGCUUCCAAUUGACACUUUUGUUUUAAUUUGUAAUGAAAUGCAAAGGUGCAUUUAUGGAAAUGAUUUAAAUUUGUACUCUACAUGAUGUAACACAUAAUUUAAGAUUUUUAUCGGCUACUGUCGAGGCGCUUUGAGUGGUGGGACAGUUGGUCCACCAUUUUUUUGUCCAGCCUGAAAUAACUCAAAAACUGAAGUUAAACCAUCAGAAUGAAUCGUAAAUAAAAGUUUGAUUACAAAACUG
Messenger RNA from Gasterosteus aculeatus aculeatus (three-spined stickleback), 1423 nucleotides. RefSeq names its product glutathione S-transferase kappa 1. Lineage: Eukaryota; Metazoa; Chordata; Actinopteri; Perciformes; Gasterosteidae. Gene Ontology annotation, cellular component: peroxisome; mitochondrion. Gene Ontology annotation, biological process: glutathione metabolic process. The record is from RefSeq and is a predicted model, not a curated record. Gene Ontology annotation, molecular function: glutathione peroxidase activity; glutathione transferase activity.